This is a messenger RNA of Pristis pectinata (smalltooth sawfish), 2945 nucleotides long. Its product is annotated as phosphatidylinositol 4,5-bisphosphate 3-kinase catalytic subunit gamma isoform-like. Lineage: Eukaryota; Metazoa; Chordata; Chondrichthyes; Rhinopristiformes; Pristidae. Gene Ontology annotation, molecular function: 1-phosphatidylinositol-4-phosphate 3-kinase activity; 1-phosphatidylinositol-3-kinase activity. The annotation marks the transcript as partial. Gene Ontology annotation, biological process: cell migration; phosphatidylinositol-3-phosphate biosynthetic process; phosphatidylinositol-mediated signaling. The transcript is spliced from 10 exons. Gene Ontology annotation, cellular component: cytoplasm; phosphatidylinositol 3-kinase complex, class IB; phosphatidylinositol 3-kinase complex, class IA. The record is from RefSeq and is a predicted model, not a curated record.
GCCACGCCCAGCACCUACCAGCUCUCCAGUCCUGAUUACUUCCAGCUGCUCUACAGGAAGGGUCCCACCUGGUACGAGAUCUUCGACAACCAGCAGAUCCUGCAGACACUGGAUUCAGUUCGGUACUGGAGGAACCUGGGCUGCAGGAAGGGCCAGAUCUUCAUGAAGCAGCGAGCCAGAGAGACGGCGGAGAGUCAGUGCUUCUGGGACAGGAUGGCCCAGCUGAUCGGCUGCGAUGUCCGGACCCUGGUGACCAGCGAGCAGGACGAGCUGAACUCAGCCAGGAGGAAGCUGGCUGCGGUCAGGCGAGCGGAGCUGCAGGACCGCGACGCCAGGGCUUACGCCAUGGAGCCCUGGCUGGACACCAGCCCCCUCCCCGAGGGUCUGCUGGCCCUGGCCACCAAGGACCUGGUGGUGGCCAUCCACCACGGCAGCAGCAGCCGCAAGAUGAAGGUGAGUGCCUACCACACGCCCGACGUGGUCAUCCACACCUACUUCCAGAGGAUGCAGGAGAAGGGGCUGCCUGUGGACCCCUCCGACGGCCAGCUGGUGCUGAAGGUGUGCGGGCGCGAGGAGUACCUCACCGGCAACUGGUCUCUGCUGGACUUCUGCUGGGUGCGCCACUGCCUGAAGAACAAGGAGGAGCUGCACCUGGCGCUGGUGCCGCCCCUGGCCGAGGAUGAGGUGGCGGCCGAGGAGGACUGGCCGCUGGUGGACGAGGACACGGGGCUGAGCCUCACCCACCAGCAGAUGACCCUGAGCGGCCGGGGGGCCGAGGAGGUAUCCGUACUCUCACUCUGGGACUGCCACCACCCCUUCCGAGUCAAGCUGCUGGGACUGGACUCCCCCGGCCCACCGGGCAAGGGUGCCAACCGGGUGUACGUGGAGGUGUCUGUGCUCCACGGCACCCUCGUCCUGUCCAGCGCCCGGACCCCCUCGCUGCCCCUGGCCGACGAGGUGCUCUGGAACAUCUGGCUGGACUUGGACCUUCUGGUGCGGGACCUCCCCCGGGGCUGCCGGCUGGGGCUGCUGGUAUACGGGCUGGACGAGGAGUGUUCGUCCCCGGCCCGGGAUGCCAGGGACCCCCGGCUCCUUCACCACGCCAGCCUGCCGCUGAUCGACCACCGCUCGCACCUGCAGCAGGGGGAGCGGGUGCUGCACCUGUGGCCCCACCCCGGCGGCGAGGGGGGUCCGGCCGCCCACCAGCUCCACUGGCUGCCGGCCCGGACCAACCCCGAGCUCCACACCUCCGCCGCCCUCUGCAUCCUGCUCGACACCUACGACUGGCCGGUGGUCCUGCCCAGCGGCCCGGGUCCGGCGGGGAGGGGGCCGGACCCCGGGGGUGCCCCGGCCGGGGUGGACGCCGGUCCCGGACAGCAGACGGACGCGUUCGGGCACUUCACCGAGCAGUGCGGCCGCUACAGCCGCUCGCUGCCCCCGUUCCUGGGCACGGUGCCCUGGGGGGAGCAGCGGGCGGUGCAGGAGGUGCAGUGGCUGCUCCGGUGCUGGGACCCUGCCCGGCUGGAGCUGCCCGACGCCCUGCAGCUGCUCGGGGCGCAGUUCCCCGACCCGGAGGUUCGCAGGUUGUCGGUGCGGCGGCUGCAGCGGCUGCGGAGCGGAGAGGUGCAGAGGUACCUACUGCAGCUGGUGCAGGCACUGAAAUUUGAACCGUACCACGACAGCAGCCUGGCCAGGUUCCUGAUUGGCUGGGCGCUGAGGAGCAAGACGAUCGGCCACUUCUUCUUCUGGUACUGCCGCGCUGAGGUGACGGGCUCGGCGCACUGCGCGGACCGCUACGCGGUGAUCCUUGAGGCCUACCUGCUGGGCUGCAGUCAGGCCCUGCUGGAGAGUUUCCAGCGGCAGGUGCAGCUGGUGACGGCCCUCAGCCGGGUGGCCACCCACAUGAAGACAGCCAUCGCUGAGAAGAGCGACGUCCCGCACAACGCCGCCUCCCUGCUGCAGGACCUGCUGAGGAAGGCGGGGCUGCCCCAGGACUUCGUGACUCCCUACAACCCGCGCAUCAAAGCCGGUCGCAUCCUGGUCGAUCGAUGUAAGGUCAUGGCCUCCAAGAAGAAGCCUCUGUGGUUAGAGUUCACCUGGGCUGACCCCGAGGGGUCACCGGACCGGCCAAUCGGCAUCAUCUUCAAGCACGGCGACGACCUGCGGCAGGACAUGCUGAUCCUCCAGGCUCUGGUGAUAAUGGAUUCCAUCUGGCAGGAGAACUCGCUCGAUCUGAACCUCAUCCCCUACGGGUGCAUCUCCACUGGAUACAACAUCGGGAUGAUCGAGGCGGUGGGAGGCGCAGCCACUAUUGCAGCCGUGCAGCGGAUGAAGGGCGGCAACAGCGGCGCAUUCAAGAAUGACGCGCUGCAUGAUUGGCUGAGGAACAAGCUGCAGGUGGAAGAAGAGUACUACCAUGCGAUGGAGACCUUCGUCACCUCGUGCGCCGGGUACUGUGUGGCGACGUACGUGCUGGGCAUCGGGGAUCGACACAACGACAACAUUAUGAUAACUGAGCAAGGGAAUUUAUUCCACAUCGACUUUGGUCACAUUCUAGGCAACCGGAAGCGGAUCCUGGGGGUGAACCGGGAGCGCGCACCCUUCGUCCUGACGCCAGACUUCCUUUACGUGAUGGGACGCGUGAACAGAAGACCCAGCCUGUACUUCCAGCGGUUCAAGGACACCUGUAUCCAGGCCUACCUGAGCCUCCGGGCCCACUCCCCGCUCCUGAUCAACCUCUUCUCGCUGAUGCUCCUCACGGGGAUUCCAGAGCUGAGCUGCACGCGGGACAUCACCUACCUGCGGGAAGCGCUGGCCGUGGGCAGCGAGGAACAGGCCGCCCGCGAACAUUUCCUGAGCCAGAUCAGUCUCUGCGAGAGCCUGGGCUGGACGGUGCAGGCCAACUGGUGGAUCCACAUGUUCAUGGGGAUCAAACAGGCCUGAGU